ACAACAACAACAACAACAACAACAUCAACAUCAACAUCAACACUCAACUCAAUCACAAACGUCUCACACAGGAAACAUAAACAUGUUUCGCACACGGUUUGUCAACACGAUCACAGUUUUCUAUAACUAACGGUGAACAUGGAAUGUGUGCGAACGGGUAAGGCCAAAAUCAUAUCAACUUCAGCACCCCAAAAUAACAUCAAUUUAAGACAGUGGGUUCGCAGAAAGAUCAAUAACAUCCUCUGCAUUCUAAACACCCUGUCACAAUUACACCGACAUCGCACGAUCAGUCGAUCGACAACAUCAAGGUGCAUUGACACUGUCUACUAUCAAUCAACCAUUCUCAAUUCACAAUUUAACCACAUUCACAUCAAAACAUCAACUAUAAACUAUUCCAUCUCUUCAGCACCAUUAUCACAAAAACACUUUCAACAACAACACUCAUCAACACAUCUAUAAAACCAUCCAUCCAUUCAUCCAACAAUCCACCAAUCAAUCUAUCAAUCAAACUAUCAAACAAUCAAACUAUCCUAUCGACGGUCAACCUAAUCACAUCACGUCAAAAAUAAACACAAUCUCACACUCACAAAUACUCAACACUAUUCACAUCACCAUCAACAAACUCAUCAUACCACAUUCCUAGAACAACAACAACAACAACAACA
This is a messenger RNA of Schistosoma spindalis, 665 nucleotides long. NCBI's taxonomy places the organism in Eukaryota, Metazoa, Platyhelminthes, Trematoda, Strigeidida, Schistosomatidae. The record is from the annotation of a GenBank genome assembly.